Postia placenta MAD-698-R-SB12 is the source of this 1044-nucleotide messenger RNA. RefSeq lists its product as hypothetical. Gene Ontology annotation, molecular function: oxidoreductase activity. The coding region runs from base 1 to 1044 and encodes 347 amino acids. The record is from RefSeq and is a predicted model, not a curated record. NCBI's taxonomy places the organism in Eukaryota, Fungi, Basidiomycota, Agaricomycetes, Polyporales, Adustoporiaceae. The transcript has 8 exons.
AUGUCUCUACCUACUUUCGGCCGCGAGUAUCGCCUGCCUACAGCCAGCGGCGUAGACAGUCUCAGGCUCACCACGGGCCCUGUUGAUGCGCCCAAGGCGUUCGAGGUCCUCGUCAAGGUCCACGCCGUCUCCCUCAAUUACCGCGACCUCAUAGUCGCCAAGGGCAUCCACAGGCUUGGUCAAAAGAGUAACCUGAUCCCAUGCUCCGACAUGGCGGGAGAGAUCAUCGCCCUUGGCGAGGACGUCAAGGAUUGGUCCGUCGGUGAUCGCGUGUGCGCGAACUUUGCGGUGGACCAUGUAUUUGGAGUCAUGUCCCCCGAACUGAGAGGGUCUGCUUUGGGUGGGCCGAUCGACGGCGUGCUGGCAGAGUAUAAGGUCCUGCCUGCACAUUCAUUGGUUCACGUCCCUGCACACCUCUCCUAUGAAGAAGCGUCUGCCCUGCCGUGCGCAGGCGUCACUGCGUACAACGCUCUUAUGGGGCCCGUGCCCCUCAAAGGCGGGGACUAUGUUCUCGUCGAAGGUACUGGAGGAGUGUCCAUCUUUGGCCUCCAACUGGCGGUGUCGUCCGGAGCGACUGUCAUAGCGACUUCGUCCUCAGAUAGCAAGCUCCAGAUCGCUGCGAAACUUGGUGCGAAGCACUUGAUCAACUACAAGACAACACCCGGGUGGGAAGAGGGAGUUUUGAAGAUUACAGGCGGCAGGGGCGUGGACCACGUAAUCGAGGUCGGUGGUCCGUCUACUCUCACGAAGGCAGUCAGGAGCGUGUGUUCUGGCGGGUGGAUCCACAUUAUCGGCUACAUCGGUGGUCCGAACGGAGAUAUCUCAAGUUUGCCAACGGAAGUCUUGAAUAAAGCCGCCUUUGUGCGAGGUGUCCUGGUCGGUCCGCGGACGCAAUUUGAAGCGAUGAACCAGCUCUUGAGCGCAACGGAAUUGAGGCCAGUUAUCGACAAGGUUUUCCCAUUUGAGGAUGCCCGGGCGGCGUACGAGUACCUAGCCACUCAGCAGCAUGUGGGGAAGGUCGUCAUCACAGUGUUCACCGAGUGA